CCACAUUCACUUCCCCUCGACUCCGCUUGACGUCAGCAAUUAGCUAUAUGCCAACGAGGACAACUUAAACCGCUAUUCGAGCGCAGCCCUUGUUAAAGCCGCCACGCGCCAUGGCCAUCUUUUUACUGAAGGAUUUUUAUUUCAAUUUCUUGCUUUUAUGGCUCCUCUCCAGCGUGACUCUACUGGGCUCGGCGCUUCCACCGAGGAUGACUUUUAGUCACGAAGAGACUUUGGUUCAAAGUGUCAGCUUGCCUAGUGUCUUCCAUCUGCUUGUGCGGAUUCUUCUGGAAAGAGAUCCUGACAAGCUCACCGCUGUUGGGAAAAGACAUCUGCUUUCAGUCAACUUCCGAAAUCCUUCCAAGACAGCAGAAAGGAAGUUGACGUGGGCCGACUGCGGCGACGUUGGAGCAUCGCAAAGCGAUUGCGACUUUGACGUGGUCGUGGCCCUGGAGAGGGAGGAUGCCGGCCACGUGCUUCUGUGCGGGGCCGACCGUCGAGAGACGAUUUGCUGCGACACGAACCUGUCCGAGGAUGCGCCCUCUUGCAGACCUGCUGACGACCUGGAGAGCAUACGGGGGAGCAUCAGGAGCUUCGUCGUGAAGGGUGGCGAACAUUCUGCCCUGGUUGAAUCGGCGAAAGGUUCCUCCUCGCUGUAUGUCACGUACUCGGGCUCCCAGGAGUACGUCGGCAUCCACAAGUUUGGCAAAAACCGAGUCGGACCCGCAAACCACGAUAAAGAGCAGCACUACUUGGGUUUGUUGCUCAGCAGAUGGCGAGACGACCCUUCGCAGGACCAAGUGUACGCCUUCUACAGGGAGAGAAACAAAGACACAAGCUUGUCCAGCAGCGCGUGGACCCCGUACGUCACACGGGUCUGCGUGGCGGACAUGGGCGGGCCCAAGAACAACCUGCAGUUCACGUGGACCUCUCAGCUAAGCGCCAGGCUCUACUGUGGCGACCAGGACAGCAGACAGAGCUUCUUCGAGCUUGUGGACGUGGCUACCGUGCACGCGGACCGCUGGCAGGACACCCGCGUUUACGCCCUCUUUAGGAAUGAAUGGAACAUGAGCGGCGUGUGCGUCUACGCCUUGCAAGACAUCCGCAGAGUCUUCACCAGCUCGGCGUUUAAAGGCGCGGACCGACAGACGCGGCGGCCAAGGGGGUGUGUUUCAGACAGCACAGCGCUCCCUCUGGACGUCCUGAAGAUGAUCCAGAUGACCUCUGAGAUGGAGCAGUGGGUGUGGCCUGUGAAUAAGUCUGGUCCACUUCUGCUCAGUCAUCACGUGUACACGCACAUCCACGCCGAUGUUGCAGACUCGGAGGAAAGCCCAGUUCUCUUUCUGUCUCUCGCUAGUGGAGGAGUUCACAAGGUGGUGCAGACCCAGAGUCGGGCCUUCAUCAUCGCUGAAUACAGACCUUUCAACCACAGAGCCCACAUCGGCAGCAUCGUCCUCCAUCCUUCCUCUAAGAAGCUCUACCUGAGCUCCACCAGCCAGCUGCUCCAGGUGGAUGCGGCCGACUGCGCCCGCUACGGAGAAACGUGCGAGGAGUGCGUGUUGGCCCGAGACCCGUACUGCAGCUGGGACGGAGCCUCUUGCAACCCUGAUACCAGCGGCGCCCUCGCCAUCCAGGAUGUGACUUCAGGAAAUUACACCAUCUGUACAACCUCGCCUCAUCUUCACCUCAGUAAAGUGAUCGGACCGUCGCGUGCGGGCGAGGUGGUGGUGCCGCUUCCUCCUGAGUCCAAGUACUUCCUGCAGUGCCCGACGUCGUCCCGCCACGCCCUCUACGCCUGGCGUCACCGUGACGAGCAGACGCCCUGCGACUGGAGCCAACAUGGCUGCCUCCUCCUGAUUGACAGCAUGGGCACCCGGCGGGAGGGGGGGUACACCUGUGUCUCUGAGGAGCGGGGCUACAGCCGCGUCCUGGCCCGCUACCGGCUGCUGCUCACCGGAAGCUCGCCGCGUCACUCGGUGAGUCCGCUCCUUCCGCUUUGUCUACUGGCUGCUCUCAUGUGGACAGAGUCCUGGAGAAUAUGAACCCUGUUUAUGUUACUUCAGAACUUCAAAGUCCUUUUGGAAGCGGCACAGAACUUUUUCGAUGCCUGCAAAGCGUGCAAAAAUGUUUAGUUUAUCGGGGCAGGGCCUUCAUCUUUGACGUAAACGCAAGAAAAAUACGUUAUUUCCAUCUUCAAUAUAAGAACAUUUAGCUGAAACGAGCCCCUGAAGUCUUUCAAGGAGUUCAUUUAUGUUCACAGAAGUAACCUUUGUUACGCAAUGCGCCUUUCAAUGUGUUGCAAUGCCACAGUUUGGCCACUAGGAGUCUUUGAUUUUGAGGAACGCUGUUUGUGUUACUGUGCUAUUUAUUAUUCCUGCCACUUUGUUAUUGCUGUUGGAAGUUCACUGUGGAUUAAAUGCAAGUAUUUUGCCAAAUGUUUACUUUUUUAUGCAGCAAAAUGUCAAGUUUCGUCUUUAAAAUAGAAAAAUGUGGGGGUACUAACGAGAAAACAAUAACGUGGCUGUCCCACGGAAAACAAACUGGUAAUAAAUCAACCAUCACAUAAAAAAAAUCAAUGCAAUAGAUUAAAUACUUUUUAAAAUGAAUAAAAGGGUAUUAAAUUAAAAUGAAAUACGAAAACAUUUUCACAAAUGAUUUUUUUCUUACAUUUGUGUUUCAUACUUCUGCUUGCUUUAUAUUCAGGUAAAAUUUAAUUUUUAUAAAUAUCGAAUACAUAUCAGUACACUUUUAAACUUUUUUUUAAAAUCCCACAUUUCUCAUUUAUUUCUUACAUUUGUGUUUCAGACUUCUAUUUUAUAUACAAGGUGCAUUCCCAAUAACAAUAAAUGGGGGAUUUUUUCAAAUAUUGAAUACAUUCUGAUAUGUUUUGAAACAAUUUGAACAUAACAUUUAAAAAAUUCCCCACAUUGUUUCUCAUUCACAUUCGUGUUUUAUACUUAUGCUCAUUUAUAAGAAAUGUCCAAUGUAAAUAAAAUAAACAUAACCCAUAUCAUAUCUACACAUCUACAGUGGUGGGGAAAGCGUUCACCCCCCCUUCCUGAUUUCUUAUUUGUUUGCAUGUUUGUCACACUGAAAUGUUUCAGAUCAUCAAAGAAAUGUAAAUAUUAGUCAAUGACUACAGAACUCAACACUUUAUGCACUUCUUAAAUGUAACGUUUUAUUAUGAAGGAAGAAAAAACAUCCAAAGCUGCAUGUCCCUGUGUGGAAAAGUGAUGUCCCCCUAAAGCUAAUAAGUGGUUGGCCCCCCUUAGCAGCAACAACUGCAAUCAAGCGUUUGUGAUAACUUGCAAUGAGUCUCUUCCAGCGCUGGGGAGGAAUUUAGCAGAAUUGUUGUCAUUCAGCCACAUUGGAGGCUUUUCCUUUUUAAGGUCAUGCCACAGCAUCUCAAUAGGAUUCAGGUCAGGACUUGGACUAGACCGCUCCAAAGUCUUCAUCCAUUCAGAGGUGGACUUGCUGGUGUGUUUUGGAUCAUUGUCCUGCUGCACAACCCAAGUUGCUUUCAGCUUGAGGUCACCAACAUUCUCCUUCAGCACAAUUCAUGCUUCCAUUUAUCACAGCAAGUCUUCCAGUCCUGAAGACCAUCACACUACCACCACCAUAUUUUACUGUUGCUAUGAUGUUCUUUUUACUUUCACGCCCGAUGUAAUGGGACACACAGCUUCCAAAAAGUUCAACUUUUGUCUCGUCAGACCACAGAGUAUUUUACCAAAGGUGUUGAGGAUCAUCAAGAUGUUUUCUGGCUAAAUUGUCCAAGUCCAGGACCACAAGGCUGGCGAACAGCUUUUACCCACUGGCCAUCAGGCUUCUCAACGAAGCACACACACAUGCUGCACGCAACACAAACACACGCAACACACACACACACACACACACACACACACACACACACACACUCAAAACACUUUAUUUAUUUGUAUUAUUUAUCUGUAUUAAUGUCUCUUCUGUUGUUGUUGCUUAAUUUAUUGGUAUUUACGUUUCUUAUGUUCUUAUUUUUCUUGUGUUUUCUUUCUUUUUGGGAGAAUGAACAGAAUAAGAAUUUCAUUGCAUUGCAGAACCACCUGUUUUACUGAGGAUAUGACAAUAAAACUCCGUUUUUGCCGAGUGUCUUUCUUAUGGUGGAGUCAUGAACACUGACCUUAACUGAGGCAAGUGAGGCCUGCAGUUCUUUGGCUGUUGUUGUGGGGUCUUUUGUGACCUCUCAGAUGAGUCGCCACUGCGCUCUUGGUGUCAUUUUGGUUGGCCGGCCACUAGUGGGAAGGUUCACCACUGCUCCAUGUUUUGGCCAUUUGUGGAUAAUGUCUCUCGCUGUGGUUUGCUGGAGUCCCAGAGCUUUAGAAAUGGCUUUAUAAGCUUUUACACACUGAUAGAUCUCAAUUACUUUCUUUGUAGGGGAGGCAACUAUGGGGUGCAAUCACUCUUCCCCCAGUGGGCCACGUACUGUAGGUGUGGAUUUUUUUUUCUCAGGGAGGCAUCCUGACCCGAUGCCAGUGUGGAGCAGCAGUGGUUCUACAAUGAUCUCUAAGGGAGCCCAGCCACCCGACGGAGAAAACUCAUUUGGACAAGAUGGCUUGUACCCGCCAUCUUGUCCUUUCGGUCACUACCCAAAGCUCAUGACCACAGGUGAGGGUAGGAACGUGGAUCCACCGGUAAAUUGAGAGCUUUGCCUUUCAGCUCAGCCCCCUCUUCACCACAACGGACCGAUGCAGAGUCUGCAUCACCGCAGACGCCGCACCGAUCCGCCUGUCCAUCUCGUCUUCCAUCCUUCACUUGACCUCGAGGUACUUAAACCCUCCACUUGGGGCAGGAUCUCAUCCCCGACACUCCACCCGUUUCCAAACGAGGACCAUGGACUUGGACUUGGAGGUGCAGAAUCUUGGCUUAAUUCUUUUUUCACAAAAUGAUUCACAUGUAAAUCAAGAACUACAUUUUAAAAAACAGCGUUGCAACGAUAAUUACCCCCAGUUUGAAAGUAUCUCUCAUGUCAUGCCGCGCAAAACAAAUCAACAGCAAGAAAAAACGCAUGGCAUCAAUUAUCCUUCCUGACGUCCCAGACAGGCUUCACUUGAAAAGUGCUCAAGCACCGCCCCCUUGUGGUGGCGUGUGGCUACACAAUGUAAACCAGCGUAACGCACCAUUUAACAGAGGAAACACACACGACCCUUUCUAACGCCACAUAUUGCAGAAACAAACCAACCAUCCUGUCUGCAACUUCCUGUACAUGUCACACACACACACACACACACACACGCGCGCGCAGAUGUCCAGUCGACGUGCAACAUCUGGACGCCACCGAUCAGAGGAUUAAAUUUGAGAUCGGAUCUGACUCUCCUAUCGGAGCGCAAUGAUGAAUGAAUCCUCCGUCACGGU
Dunckerocampus dactyliophorus (ringed pipefish) is the source of this 5385-nucleotide messenger RNA. RefSeq names its product semaphorin-7A. Gene Ontology annotation, biological process: positive regulation of axon extension; positive regulation of cell migration; integrin-mediated signaling pathway. Gene Ontology annotation, molecular function: chemorepellent activity; semaphorin receptor binding; integrin binding. Lineage: Eukaryota; Metazoa; Chordata; Actinopteri; Syngnathiformes; Syngnathidae. Bases 111 to 2039 code for a protein of 642 amino acids. The transcript is spliced from 14 exons. The record is from RefSeq and is a predicted model, not a curated record.